GAUAAAUGAAUACCAAGAAAAAGGAAACAGAAUGACUUAACACGCUGACUCCACCUCAUAUGUGUCUUUAAAAAGGACACGUGCUUGUCCAUGUUUAAGUGAUUUGUUGUCCCACAGUGUGAACGCAGAUGGAAGUGUGUGCGGAGCCGAGAGAUGUCAUUCUCACUACACCUGUGCUGCCGCCUCCUGGACGGACGCGACUCCUUUGCAGCGACUGUACUAUAAGUGAACGGACAGCUUAUGAGCCCCACUCAAAGCGAGGGAACCACACACAAGGAGAGGGAUGGCGAGGAUAUCACUGCUGCACCUCCGCGUCCUUCUCGCGGGGCUCUUACUAACGGGGACCUUGUCAGUCCAGGGGAACAGAGGGGUGACUUCGCCUGACGAAGAGCGGGACAAAGAGAGCGACGCGGAGACGCCAUGUGAGGUGAAAACCGUCACCGUCUCUACCCUGCCCGUACUCCGGGAGAACGAGUUCAGCUUCACCGGCGGAGCCUCGGGGAACGUGGUCGGAGGAGGAGGAGGAGGAGGUGGUGGUGGUGGUGGUGGGGCUGCUGCUGCUGGAGCAGGUGGUGCUGGUGGAGGAGGAACUGGAGGAGGAACUGGAGGAGGAGGAGGAGGAGGAACUGGAGGAGGAGGAGGGGGGGAAUCCCGACUCCUAUUAUUCGUUAGAACAGACCUACCUGGGCGAAUUUCCGUAAUGGAUGAUCUUGACAACACAGCUCUCCCCUACUUCACACUCGAGAUGUCGGGUACGGGUGAAGAUAUUUCUCAGGUGCACUGGAAGCAGCAGUGGUUGGAAAAUGGAACACUGUACUUCCACGUGUCCAUGACUGAGUCUGAGCUUCUGGCCCAGACGACACAACCCACGGCCCGGGAGCCUGCUCACGUCCUCCAUGAACAUAUGCAUCUGCUGCACAUCUCAGUUAUGGGAGGCCUCAUCGCCCUCCUACUCCUAAUUCUCCUCUUCACCCUUGUGCUGUAUACCCGCCACCGAUGGUGCAAGCGUCGCCGUGUCCCCCAGAAGAGCGCCAGCACCGAGGCCACUCACGAGAUCCACUACAUUCCCUCCGUCCUGCUCGGACCGCAGGGCCGCGACAGCUACCGGGGCUCCCGCAACGCCCACCAGCACGGCAGCUCCGUCAUCGGCAUGCCCAUCCGCGAGACCCCCAUCCUUGAUGACUACGACUGUGAUGAGGAGGACCACGGUGGGCAUUCGCUCAACUCCACACCCAACCAGCUCCACAACAAGCUGAACGACGGAAAGGUGCAGGAGGACUACGGAGUAAACAUUGGCAUUGGAGGACACACAGACAUGAUGUGCAAGGAAGAUGAGCUUAAGCAUAACUUUGACAAACGAGCCAUCGACCCAAACACGGAGUCAGUCGAGGAUUUGAUGCAGAGGUUCCAGGACAGUUUCCGUGUCCCCAACACACCAACAGACAUGUCUCACUACCAGCACGUCAUGCACAGCUCAUCAACAGGCCGCCGGAGGGUCCCCAGCCACACCAGAGCAACUGGAGGUGUGUUUGGUCCUCAAGGAGAAUCAGGGUCAGAGCCCGAAGAUGACAGCCAAAUGAAGUUUUACACAGAGCAGCACAGAGGACGAAGGCGUGGCAAAGGCCACCCGCACAGUCCUCUAAAUAAGGUCACCCUGACGUUGAUUACCAUCAGCACAUGUGUCAUUGCCAUUGUCUAUGCCACGCAGGAUUCCUGCCCCCUCACUGUCAAGGUUACCCUCCAUGUGCCUGAGCAUUUUGUCGCGGACGGAAGUAGUUUUGUGGUCAGCAUGGGAAGCUUCCUUGAUGUUUCUAAUUGGCUAAACCCAGCCAAGCUAACCCUCUACUAUCAGACCAAUUCGUCCACACAGUGGGUCCGGGACUACUGUGGCCAGAGGACGACUGAGCCAUGCGAGCAGAUUUGUGACCAGGACACAGGAGAAUGCAGCUGUCAUGAGGGUUAUUCCCCUGAUCCUGUCCAUAAACACCUCUGUGUUCGCAGCGACUGGGGACGCAACGAAGGUCCUUGGCCAUAUGCUAACUUGGAGAAGGGCUAUGACCUAGUUACAGGAGAGCAAGCCCCAGAGAGGAUCUUCAGAUCAUUCUACAGUCUGGGCCAAGGGCUGUGGCUGCCAGUCAGCAAGAGCUUCGUGGUGCCACCGGUGGAACUGUCAAUCAACCCCAUCGCCAGCUGUAAGACAGACGUGCUGGUGACUGAAGAUCCAGGGGAGGUCAGGGAAGAGGCCAUGAUGUCCACUUACUUCGAGACAGUGGAGGACCUCCUGGCAUCUUUCGGACCUGUCCGUGACUGUUCCAAAGAUAACGGCGGCUGCAAAAAGAACUUCAAGUGUGUGUCCGACCGACAGCUGGACUCAUCAGGCUGCAUGUGUCCUGAGGGGCUGAGGCCAAUGAAAGAUGGCUCAGGUUGCUAUGACUACUCCAGGGGCAUUGACUGCACGGAUGGCUUCAAUGGAGGCUGCGAACAGCUGUGUCUACAGCAGCUUGUGCCCCUUGAAGAUGACCCCAGCUCCAGCAACGUGCUUAUGUUUUGCGGGUGCGUGCAGGAGUACAAACUGGCAGGGGAUGGGCGCUCCUGCCUCCUGCAGUCAGACAACUGUGAAGGACCCAAAUGCCCAAGGCAGGAUGUCCACUUCAAUGACACCCUGUUUGGUGAGAUGCUGCAUGGAUACAACAACAAAACCCAGCAAGUCAACUUGGGACAGAUAUUCCAAAUGACCUUCCGGGACAACAACUUCAUUAAGGACUUUCCCCAGCUAGCUGAUGGUCUCAUGGUCAUCCCCUUACCGGUAGAGGAACAGUGUCGAGGCAUCUUGUCAGAGCCCCUGCCCAACCUGCAGCUCCUCACAGGGGAUGCCCAGUUCAGCGAGGCAGUCGGCUACCCUAUGGUUCAACAGUGGAGAGUACGCAGCAAUCUGUACAAAGUCAAACUCAGCUCCAUUACUUUAUCUGCAGGCUUUUCCAAAGUGCUGAAGACACUGUCAGCAGACAGCACACGCGAGGAGCUGCUGGCUUUUCUCCAGCAAUACGGCAGCCACUACGUGUCGGAGGCCCUGUACGGCUCUGAGCUCAGCUGCAGCAUCUACUUCCCCAGCAAGAAGGCCCAGCAGCAGCUCUGGCUGCAGUACCAGAAAGAGGCAACAGACCAAGGGGUCGGAGGAGGAGGGCGGCGAGAGCUGAAGUCGGUUCCCUUCAUCAGCUACCUGUCUGCGCUGCAGAAGAGCCAGCUGUUGUCUGACGACAUGGUGAGUGGCGUGGAGAUCCGCUGCGAGGAGAAGGGCAGCUGUCCAGCUGGCUGCCACCUGUGCCAUCACCAGACCAUGAUGGGAGGAGUGUCAGGGAGAGGCCGCAGUGGUAACGGCAGGAGCGGAGAGCAGCCUUCCCCCAUCCCUGUGCUGCUGGAAGUCAGCCGCGUGGUGCCCCUCUACAGUCUGGUCCAAGACAACGUCACCAAAGAGGCCUUCAAGAGCGCCACAAUGAGCUCAUACUGGUGUGCUGGAAAGGGCGAUGUCAUUGAUAACUGGUGUCGCUGUGACCUGAGUGCCUUCAGCAAAGAUGGCCUGCCUAACUGCAGUCCCCUCAGGCAGCCAAUUUUGCGCUUAGCCCCUUACCUGGAGCCCUCAAGCACAAUGGUGGCCCUGGAGUGGAUGGAUGUGGAGCCUCUGAUUGGCUGCAAGGUGUCCGACUACGUCAUCCAGCAUAAACGAGUGGAGGACCCCUCGGAAGCGGAAAUAUACACAGGUGAGGUUCUGAGCUUGAUGGAUGAUCUGUUUUCUGGUUUGGGUUCAUCCUGUGUUGUUGCCGGGAGGAGAAGUGGAGACCAUCCUCACUCUGUGCUAUAUUCAGUGGUCUUCAAGUGCCUGGAACCCGACAGUCUCUACAAGUUCACUCUGAAUGCAGUGGAUAGCCGAGGCAGUCACUCUGAAUCAAGCUUCGUCUCAGUACGGACAUCCUGUCCAAUGGUGGAUGACAGCCGAGCAGAAGAGAUAGCAGACAAGGUGUACAACUUAUACAAUGGCUACACUAGUGGCAAGGAGCAGCAGAUGGCCUACAACACACUGAUGGAGAUCCCUCCGCCCCUCCUAUACAGAGUGCAGCACCACUACAAUUCCCACUAUGAGAAGUUUGGAGACUUUGUGUGGCGUAGCGAGGAUGAGCUGGGCCCCAGAAAAGCCAACCUGAUACUUCGCAGGGUGGAGAAAAUUAGCCACUACUGUCGGUCUCUUUUGCGCAGCACCCACAUCCAGAGUCGCACCGACACUAUGGCAUAUGUCUACUGUCUUCUGAGUGAAGAGGGCCGUCCUCCCAGUAAAACCUGGCAUGGCUCUUUACAUGAAAGUCGCACCACCUGCAUGGAGAAGCUCAUUUCUGUACAGCGCAACACAUACAGCAACACCAAACUCCGAUGAGACAGGAGUUUCGAGAUGAGCGGUGCAUCUUGUUUUUGUUUUUUUUCCUGCAAAAUGACAUCAUUGAUUGAUGUACUUCGUCACUCCACUCUGCAGCAGGUGUCUCUCAAGUGACUGGUGCAUUUUGAAAACCAGGAGAGCCUAAAAAAAAAAAAACCUCAGAAUUCACUGGACAUUGUGUUAAAGCUACCGAAAAAAUAUUUUUGUGUGGCCUACUUUUAUUAUAAGACAGAUGAUUGAAAAAAAAAAAAGAAAAAAAAUCUGGAGCGAACAUACUU
Messenger RNA from Seriola aureovittata, 4704 nucleotides. RefSeq names its product astrotactin-2-like. Gene Ontology annotation, biological process: neuron migration; neuron cell-cell adhesion. The record is from RefSeq and is a predicted model, not a curated record. NCBI's taxonomy places the organism in Eukaryota, Metazoa, Chordata, Actinopteri, Carangiformes, Carangidae. Gene Ontology annotation, molecular function: protein binding. The transcript has 23 exons. The coding region runs from base 284 to 4426 and encodes 1380 amino acids.